AUGGGAAAAGAGCUGACAGAACCAAAAGGGAAGCCAUUAGCAGCAAUCAGUUUUUUAGGCCGGUAUAGGCCAGGGCGGGCCAGGACACGGGCCAAACCUGCUGGACCCACGCAGGUCGCGAGCCAGGUUGGGUCCGCAGGGCAGAAACGCAGCCUACGUUUAUCGGAGGAGCACGGCUCUUCCCUAGCUCGACGCUCGACUUCUGCAUUUUCUACCUCUGACCUCGGCGGCUCGGCGGAUUGCGUUCACCGGCAGCUGAAUUCCGGCGUCAACUCAUCGAAGACGACCAGCCACCACUCAGCCCUCCAAUUUAGAAGGUUACUACGUGCCAUUGGUUCCUGCAAUAAAUCCUCCGCACCAUUUUCUCUAUGCAAAGGUAGGGCAUUUUCUCAGUUUCCUUUGUCUGGAAAGUCACAUUGUUUGAGGGGACUUCGUGGUUGUGCUUAUGGGUAUAACUUCAAUUCGGUGUGUUCUCCAGCACUAGAAAAGGCAACAUUUAGUUUUUACCAAAGGUAUUCCUCUUCUGUAUUGACCCCCAAUUCAAGUGAAGGCACAUUUCCGCCACACUUGUUGUCGUCCAAGCAUGUGCUGGCUCCUGACAGGGAAAUGGGUCUCUAUCAAGACUUGGUGAUUCCUGUUACAAAUUUUCACAAUGAAAAUAAAGGCUUCAUGGUAUUGGCUGGUGACGUUUUUGACGUGCCAAUCAGGAAAGAUAUCAUCCAUCGUGUCGUAAGAUGGCAGCUUGCUAAACGGCAGCAGGGAACUCACUCGACCAAAACUAUAAGUGAGGUUAGUGGGACCGGAAGGAAGCCUUGGCGGCAGAAGGGUACAGGACGAGCAAGGCAUGGGACAUUGCGUGGCCCACAGUUUAGGGGCGGUGCUACUAUGCACGGCCCAAAGCCACGUAGUCAUGCUAUCAAGCUAAACAAAAAGCUUAUAGUCUUUGAGGAUUUGGAGGUUCCUUCACACAAGACAAAGAACGUAGUUAACUAUGUUCAACAAAUGGAGAACGCAAAGAAGCUCCUGGUCGUAGAUGGUGGACCAAUUAAUGAGAAGUUGAAAUUGGCUACCCAGAAUUUGCAUUAUGUCAACGUGCUCCCUUCAAUUGGUCUAAAUGUUUACAGCAUUCUGCUGCACGACACACUAGUAAUGUCUCGUGAUGCAGUGAAUAGCAUAGUCGAAAGAAUGCACACCCCAAUCAAUCGCUAAUUGGAGUUUCUCAAUGUCGGCAUCUCGGUAGAUUUUCCCUUUGUCCAUCUCUGCACGAGUUGAAUGGAAAUGUCUUUUCCUAAAUUGUUCAAUUCAGCUUUUUUGCUAACAUGAAAGUCAAGUGUUGCUUGCUGGUGAAAAAUGUUCGGUUUUGUUGGUUUUGCUUUUUCUUUGCGCGCAUGAAAAUUUAAGGGUUGCAAUUAAGAAUCAAUCGACUACUGAAUAAUUUUUUGUGCUAUUGAUUGAAUUCCAUGACGAUGAUUAUAUGAAGUUGCAGAUUAGUUGUAUUA
Striga asiatica is the source of this 1499-nucleotide messenger RNA. NCBI's taxonomy places the organism in Eukaryota, Viridiplantae, Streptophyta, Magnoliopsida, Lamiales, Orobanchaceae. The record is from the annotation of a GenBank genome assembly.